AUGGCAACAUCGCAAGAAGCAAUUGAUGCUUUUAAUGCAGCUGGCGGAAGCGGUCAAGAUACACAAGAUGAUACAAUUUCCAAUCCGAUCGAAGUUGAUGACAACGACGCACUUGAGAAUGAUUCCGCAUUCGGUGGAUCUGCAGCGAGCAACACGAGUAAGACAUCGUUAACGUCUGGAAUUACUCGAUAUAGAGAAGAGAAUGGUCGGAGAUAUCAUGCUUAUAGAGAUGGUAAAUAUCUGAUGCCCAACGAUGAUGACGAGCAAGAUCGCAUGGAUCUACUUCAUCACGUUUUCAAUCUUGUUUUAGAUGGCAAGCUGUACUUGGCCCCGAUUGAGAACCCUCAGCGGGUACUUGAUGUUGGAACCGGUACUGGGAUUUGGGCUAUUGAUUUCGCCGAUCAAUAUCCUUCAUCGCAUGUUGUGGGCUGUGACUUAUCUCCAAUUCAACCUGGCUGGAUUCCUCCAAAUCUUGAAUUUGAAAUCGAUGAUGUCGAAGAUACAUGGCGUUAUAGUCAGAAAUUUGAUUUUAUACACAUUCGCUCCUUGGGCGGUUCUAUAGCUUCUUGGCCUCAUCUUCUCGACCAAGCUCGUGAUAAUCUGAAUGAGGGAGGGUUUAUCGAGCUUGUAGAUUUCGAAUACCACGGAUACUCAGACGAUGGGACAGGAGAGCUCGCCCCAUCGUUCCAAAAGUGGCAAGCGGGCCUUGAUGAAGCAUCCAGAUUAUUCGGCCGAGACUUGAAUGUCGCUAUGAAAUUCAAAGAUUGGUUGGAAGAAGCUGGAUUUGAAGCAGUGGUGGAGAGACAUUGGAGGCUCCCUAUGGCACCUUGGGCUCGAGAUCGUCGCAACAAGGAAAUUGGCCUCUAUAUGCAACAAAACAUGUUAGACGCAACUGUCGCGUACGGAAUGGCGCAUUUCACACGGAUAUUAGGAUGGAGUCCGGAAGAAUACCAAGUCCUCGCCGCCGGCGUCCGCAACGAAUUCAAAGACCCUCGCGUCCACAAUUGGUGCAACAUGUAUGUCGUCCACGGACGCAAACCUCUCAGUAGCGGAGAGGAAACUAUUGCGCCUGCGGUGGGAGCACCUGUGCUUUCUCUUGGUGCUGGGUUUGUCUCUGAUAGAGAGAUGAAGUUGGGAGGGAAGGAAAAUAAGGAGAAUAAUAAGGAGGGGAAAAAUACGAAUACGAGAGAGGAGAAAGUAAGCAGUGAGAAAAUUGAGGAGCAGAAGAGAGAUGAAAGCGAUAUCGCAGCCGCGGUUCAAGAAGCGGCGGAUAAUGUGGUGGCGCGGGGAAAGGGAAAGGGGGAGGGGAGCGUAUUGGGAAGUGUAUCUGCAACUGCAGCGGGCAAGGGGAAGAAAAAAAGUGGUAAUGACUUCGUUGGGGAAAAGGAAAAUGAGGUGAUGGUGUAA
This is a messenger RNA of Botrytis sinoallii, 1407 nucleotides long. RefSeq lists its product as uncharacterized. The record is from RefSeq and is a predicted model, not a curated record. The transcript has 15 exons. Gene Ontology annotation, molecular function: methyltransferase activity. Lineage: Eukaryota; Fungi; Ascomycota; Leotiomycetes; Helotiales; Sclerotiniaceae. Bases 1 to 1407 code for a protein of 468 amino acids.